ACCUCCUAUUCUAGUCAUGCAUGUUGUAUAUAAUAAUAUAUUACAACAUUCUCUCCCCUAUCUCCCCUCGCCCGCCUCUCCGCCUCAGAACAUGUCUGCCAAGCACCUGCUGCCGUACAUCUCCACGCCUCUCUUCCUGAUCAACAGCAACUAUGACAUAGUGGCGCUGCGGCUCAUUGUGGGGCCAGAGGCGGUUAGUGCGAGCAGCGGGAAGCCCAAAGACUGCCUGGAACAAGUGGACACCUGCAGUGAAGAGGAGAAGAAAUGGAUGGAGGGUGCCGCCUCUAAGCACGUCCCUUUCGGGCGACCCCUCCCUGCCUUGCUGCUCCCCCCUCAACCCUCAAUCCCAUCCAGCUUUCAGAAAGGGGGUCACCUCAGCUGUGGCUCCUCUUCUCCACGCUGACCCUCCCUCAGCCUCCUCUCUCUCAGCAUCACCAUUGGCACCACUCUCCACUCCUCCUAAUGGAGUCUUUCUCUUCUCAUGCUUCCAGCACGGCUCCAUCCACCUGGACAUGCCGUGGAAGCUGCGCACAGC
Messenger RNA from Closterium sp. NIES-67, 535 nucleotides. NCBI's taxonomy places the organism in Eukaryota, Viridiplantae, Streptophyta, Zygnematophyceae, Desmidiales, Closteriaceae. The record is from the annotation of a GenBank genome assembly.